Enhydra lutris kenyoni (northern sea otter) is the source of this 2607-nucleotide messenger RNA. Its product is annotated as 3-hydroxyacyl-CoA dehydratase 4. Gene Ontology annotation, molecular function: 3-hydroxyacyl-CoA dehydratase activity. Lineage: Eukaryota; Metazoa; Chordata; Mammalia; Carnivora; Mustelidae. The record is from RefSeq and is a predicted model, not a curated record. Gene Ontology annotation, biological process: fatty acid elongation; sphingolipid biosynthetic process; very long-chain fatty acid biosynthetic process. The transcript has 7 exons. The coding region runs from base 438 to 1454 and encodes 338 amino acids. Gene Ontology annotation, cellular component: endoplasmic reticulum membrane.
AAUUAUAUGUAGUACCUACAGCCGUCACAUUCACAGAUACAGAAGUGGAAUAGAGGUUGCCAUGGGCUUAAGGGAGGGGAGAACGGGGAAGUUGUUUUUAAUUAGUAUACAUUUCGGUUUGGCAAAAUGAAAGGAGUUCUGGAGGUUGGUUGUACAACCAUGUGAAUAUAAUUAGCGCUAUUGAACUAUGCACUUCAAAAUGGCUAAAAUGGUAAGUUUUAUCCCUUUGCGUUUUACCACCAUUAAAUUAAACAAAAACAAAAACAAAAACCUUAAGCCUUGCAUUGACACACAAACAUCGUAUCAGUGUGGGUAAAGGCAUGGGAUUUAUUCCGGUUUGAACCAGUGUUUAAAUUCCGAGUUCCCACCGCUGAACUGUAUGCCCUUGGAAAAUAUGCAGAACCCUUUUGGGCAACCUCAGUUUUCUUCUCUAUGAAAUGGGAAUAAUUAUACCUCGCUGCCUCUCAAGAGAGCGCUCUGAGAAGAACAGAUCAUCUCAAGGUCCCCUGUGGCUCCUAUCCCAGUCAAACUUUCAGACUGUCCAAACUCGGGGCUCUAGGGACGCGAUGGGGUCAGGGACCUGCGCUGGUCUUCUUGGGGGAGGGUCUCCCGCGGGGGAAGCAGCCUGCGCAGGCCCAGUGCUGCCACCUGCUGGUGCACCUGUGCACCAGCGGAGGGACCGGGAGAGAAAUGGCGCCAGCGGUCUCCUGUGCCCAGUGAGGCCCCUCGAGGGAUACUACCUUACUGCGACUCCUCCAAGAAGGGCAAGCCGUCUUCCCGCCGCGUGCCACAGGUAUAGGAAGAAUACCUAUCUUUUCAUCUACUACUUAAUCCAAUUCUGUGGCCACUCAUGGAUAUUUACCAAUAUGACAGUCCGAUUCUUUUCAUUUGGAGAAGAUUCCAUGGUUGACACUUUCUACGCUAUUGGUCUUGUGAUGCGUCUUUGCCAGUCCAUUUCCCUCCUGGAGUUGCUGCACAUAUAUGUUGGCAUUGAACCAAACCAUCUCUUUCCCAGGUUUCUGCAGCUCACAGAGAGAAUAAUUAUCCUCUUUGUGGUGAUCACCAGUCAAGAGGAAGUCCAAGAGAAAUAUGUGGUGUGUGUUUUAUUCAUCUUUUGGAAUCUAUUGGAUAUGGUUAGGUACACUUACAGCAUGUUGUCAGUCAUAGGGAUAUCCUAUGCCGUCUUGACCUGGCUCAGUCAGACACUGUGGAUGCCCAUUUAUCCUCUGUGUGUUCUUGCUGAAGCAUUUGCCAUCUAUCAGUCGCUGCCGUAUUUUGAAUCAUUUGGCACUUACUCCACAAAGCUGCCCUUUGAUUUAUCAAUCUAUUUCCCAUACGUGCUGAAAAUAUAUCUCAUGAUGCUCUUUAUAGGCAUGUAUUAUACCUACAGUCAUCUUUACUCAGAAAGAAGAGACAUCCUUGGAGUCUUUCCCUUUAAGAAAAAGAAAAUGUGAAGCACCGCAUUCCGAUGUGAGAGAAGGAAGGACAGGCUUGUGGACUCAGCUGUAACAAACAACACAGGAAGUGGCCUGCUGGAAAAAUACCUGCUACUGGACACGGCUCCGCGACGACCACCUUCUCCUCGAGCUUGAAGCCGAUCGCAGCACUCUUAUCCUUGCAUGUUCCACGCAACCUGCUUUACCAAAGCUGUGGAUUUUAUACAAGUAACUUUACAUUGAUUCUUUUCCUGUAAGGCAAACGAGAAAUAGAUUCACUGGAACGGAUUCAAUGAAAUUGAGAAACCAAAGUUGUUAGCCGGGAUUUUAUCUGUUUACAUCUUUUUCUUUUCACUUCGGAGUUUGCAAAUAGCAACUCCACGGGAGGGCAACAAUGUGAAAUAUGUGGCAGUUGUCUAGAAUAACGUUUUAUAGACCGAUGUCACCCUCACCAGGGCUCACCCCCAUCUUACACAUUAGACACGCUGAGAAAAUUCUACAUUUUCCAAGCCCUGAGAAAGUAUUCAUUAAUAUUUGGAGUUUGAUGCCUUAAAAAGAGGAGACUGAUGAAAAUAGAAUGGAUCUUUGGUAAAUAUACAAAUAUUUAUUUGAUCCAUAUUCCUUUUCUGGGGCAGGGGUUGAAAUCAGGCCAUGUUACUUACAGGGAGGCAAAAGGUAAAAAUCUAGAGUAAAUUAUUUUAAAGGAGAUAAGGCAGUUAACUAGUGAUGUUUCAGAUUACUAUUGAAUUAUUGUUGCUAAUCACUGUCACAUAAGUCACAGAGUUUUGAAAACUGACUAAUAUCACUUCUGUAUCAUCAGUAUACAUUCACUUUUCUUGAAAGGAGUCUAGAAUCUUAUUAUCCAGUAACUAUAUAAAAAGGUUACUAAAUAUUUUAUGACAUAAAAACCAGGUAGUAAAAUAUAGUUACAGAAAAAUUGGUAACUAGGUAAAGAUAACUGAUAUCUUUGAAAAUUUAGUAUCCUAUUUGGGAUCUUAAAAUACUUAAAAUCAUCCUUCUAAAAAGCUACAUCCUGAGAUACCUGGGUGGUUCAGUCAGUUAAGCAUCCAAUUCUUGAUUUUGGCUCAGGUUGUGGUUUCAUAGAUGUGCGUUCAGGCUGCACAUUGGGCUCCAUGCGCGGCAGGGAGUCCACAUCUUUCUCUCUCCCCCC